Messenger RNA from Serpula lacrymans var. lacrymans S7.9, 789 nucleotides. RefSeq lists its product as uncharacterized. Bases 1 to 789 code for a protein of 262 amino acids. Gene Ontology annotation, cellular component: nucleus; cytoplasm. The record is from RefSeq and is a predicted model, not a curated record. The transcript has 8 exons. NCBI's taxonomy places the organism in Eukaryota, Fungi, Basidiomycota, Agaricomycetes, Boletales, Serpulaceae.
AUGACGUCUUCUGGACCACGACCGAAGGUGCUAGUGCUUCACGGGCAAGCGCAAAACGCUAUAUAUUUUAGCAAGAAGCUCAAGAAUCUUCGCGAGCUGUGUAAAGAGCAAUAUGAACUUGUGUUUAUCGACGGACCUUUCAAGCUUCACCCAGUGUCCACCAAUUCAGAGCCUUUUCCUGCGCACGGACCAGCACAAGAUCGCGAAUUCCGAGCCUGGUGGGGCGUGGACAUGGCAAGCAAGAUACUGACAUAUGGCUUAGAGGAGUGUUUAAUGAUGCUCAAGGAGGUUCUAAUGGGUAACCAUUUUGCAGGUGUUCUCGGUUUUAGCCAAGGAGCAACCACUGCCUUGUUGCUCGCUGCUCUGCUAGAAAAACCUUCUCUGUACCCCUCGUUUUCGCACAAUGGCCAAGCUCCUCAUCCUCCAUUUCAAUUCUGUAUAUCUAUCUCUCCAGCUAUUCCAACACAUCCUCUCAUUCGUCACGUAAUGAGCUUACCAUAUUCGACUGCCACGCUUCAUCUUAGUGGGAAGACCGAUGUUGUCGUUGACAAUGCUGAACCAUUCAUCAGUUGGUCCACCAAUGGGAGAGUAGAGGAACAUCCCGGUGGUGCGAAAUAUUUAACCAAACAUUCUAUCAAACUGCUUACUGUAUCCCUUACCGAUAUAUUAGGUCAUUUCGUCCCCCCAGCAGUCAAAUGGCAGAAGCUCUUAUACGAUUACAUGAUGGAAUGGUGCUCGCCAUGUGCCGGACGCCGUACGUUAUAUGCUUUUUACUAUUUCGUUCCAUAA